Molecule: messenger RNA, 2269 nt
Organism: Pomacea canaliculata
Lineage: Eukaryota; Metazoa; Mollusca; Gastropoda; Architaenioglossa; Ampullariidae
Product: alpha-N-acetylgalactosaminidase-like
Exons: 8
Coding region: 119-1336 (405 amino acids)
Biological process (GO): glycoside catabolic process; oligosaccharide metabolic process; glycosylceramide catabolic process
Cellular component (GO): cytoplasm
Molecular function (GO): alpha-galactosidase activity
Source: RefSeq, a predicted model, not a curated record
CCCCCCCCCCAUGUGUCACAUGACAAUGUCACGAGAUCUGCUGACCUAAACUUAGUUACGAUAGGGAAGCUGCGUAUCGGAAAGUUUAUUUCAUUGUCUGCUAUCUCGCAUAUCAGACAUGGGACUAUCAGUAUUGCUGUGUCUGGUGGCAAUCAUAUCUUUUGGGCAUGCUUUGGACAAUGGACUGGGACUCACCCCUCCCAUGGGAUGGCUCUCAUGGCAAAGAUAUCGUUGCCAACUUGAUUGCCAAAAUGCUCCAACAGAGUGUGUUAGCGAGAACCUGUACAAGGCCAUGGCAGAAAGGAUGGUACUUGAUGGUUAUCGUGAUGCAGGUUAUGUUUAUGUAAACAUUGAUGACUGCUGGCCAGAGAAACAGCGUGAUGAGCAGGGUCGCCUGGUGGGGGACAAAGUUCGCUUCCCUAGUGGCAUGAAAGCUUUGGCUGAUUUUAUGCAUGAAAGAGGCCUUAAGUUGGGUAUCUAUAGUGACAUGGGUUAUGACACAUGUGCUGGAUACCCAGGCAGCAAAUUCUACAUGGAAAUGGAUGCCCAGACUUUUGCUGAGUGGGGCAUCGACUCAUUGAAGCUGGAUGGUUGUUACUCCUCCCUUGAUGACUUUGCUAUCGGUUACCCAACCAUGGGCUUCUUUCUUAACAAGACUGGUCGUCCCAUACUCUACUCCUGCAGCUGGCCAGCCUAUAUUGUGGGAAACAAGCAAACUCCAGACUACCAGCUGAUUGCCAAGUACUGCAACCUGUGGCGGAACUAUUUAGACAUCGAUGAUUCAUGGGAAAGUGUGUCAAACAUAAUUGAGUGGUUUGCCCAGGAUAAUGGAAAUCUGUCAGCAGCAGCAGGACCAGGUCAUUUUAAUGACCCAGAUAUGCUGGUCAUUGGUGAUUAUGGACUGAGUUAUGACCAGCAACGUGUUCAGAUGGCCAUGUGGGCAAUCAUGGCUGCCCCACUGUACAUGUCCAAUGACCUCCGCAACAUCCGUCCAGAAUCACGGGAACUUCUGUUAAAUAAACGCAUUAUUGCAAUCAACCAAGACCCUCUGGGAAUUCAGGGCCAGCGUCUUUACAAGGCUGGCAACAUUGAAUUUUGGUCCCGUCCCAUUGUGCCACAGGGCAGCUUUGCAUUUGCUGUUGUCAACUUCAGCGCUGCAGGUGGACCAGCUUUUCUUGACCUCAGCCUGAGCAACUUUGCUGCUUCUUUUUCAUCUAUUUACAAUGUAACAGAGGCAUUUGAUGGAACACCUGUAGGAAUAUUGAAACCAAACACCACAUUCCGAGUUAGCGUGAAUCCGUCUGGUGUCUUCAUGGCUGUGGCUAUUCCUGUUUAGGGAGAGUAGCUGUUUUGUCGAGAAGAUGAAGGAAACUGUAUGGCUUAAUAAAAAUACAUACUUUUUGUUUGGAUUUUGUAAGUCUUCAGUAACAUUCCAAAAGAAAUGAUUUCCACAUGUUUUUGUAAUCCUGCGUAACAAAAAAAAAAAAAAAAAAAAAAGUGUGUAUGUUUGGUACUUGGUGCCUGAAGAAAAAGUUAGGUGUACUUUCAUGUGCUUUUUCUUGCAAAUGACCGCAUCGACACUCAGUUUGAAAAUAUUUCCCUUUGGGGAGUCAGUGGUAUCAUUUAUAGUUUUGUUAUGGGAUAUGUAUAUAGUAACAUGGGUAGUUUUUAAAUGUAGCAAAAUUACAAUUAAGCUGUUCUUCUAUAAGAACUUGUGAAAAAACCUGCUAACAAUUCUAAAUAUUCCUGUCACGACUCUCUAGCAGGAGAUUGUUUACUAAAGGACCAUUAUGUGUUGGGAAAAUUGCAAAGUAUUUUGAAACAACUUGCUGUCAGAUCUCACAGUUCCCCCAUGACACAAGGUAUCUGCCAAAGUGUUAGAUGUAUUGUUUUUCAUUAGCCUUGAAUAGUCCUAACAAUCUGGUAGAUGUUCAUCACUUAAUGUGUAAUUGUUUAUGGUAUGUAUGAAAAUUUGGUGUUGCACUUGCACUGAAGAGUUUAUGGAGAGAGUUUGCUGAUGGGAAGACAAACUGCGAAUUAGCAGUGCUAGCUAUGCAAAAAUGCCUCAUUCAUUCAGAGUACCUUGUGAGGGUGUUUAAUUGUUUAGCAAAGUGCUUAAACCACAAGUUUUAAUGUACUUAUUAUUGUUUGAAAGCCAUUUUUUCAGAUGUUUAUAGUCAUGGAAAGCCCAUUUUAUGCCAUAUUCCAAAGGGCAACAGUGUACAAAAUGUUAUUUUCCUUACCAUAUAAAAAAAUGCUGAAAAAGAGA